AUGCGCCACAACAGUUACGAACCAAGCAGGAAACGGAACCAGACUGGUGAACAACAAACCAGAGGUUAUGGUAUACAAAUGGUGGCAAUUGAGGAGGAAAAUGAAGACUCUUCGAAUAAUCAAGCAAAUAGCUCAGAGUACAUAUACACAGGUGAAGAGACGGUGCACGAAGAGACAUACGACAGCAGCCUCCAUGAAGAUGAGGCUGACCAAGCACAUGGAGCCCAAUCUCCACAAAAUGGAACAAGUAGCGAAAAUCAAUCUCCGACUAAGCCUCACACAAAGCAAAGAAAUGCACCCAGAAAUGUUCGAGACAAAGCACCACCCUAUGGAAAUGACGCCAGUACAAAUACCCAACACCGACGACCAAAAGAAGAGCACCCAACGAAAGAACGAAAACACAAAAAGGAUCAACAAGAAGAUUGCCGGCAGCAGGGCCAGAAUCAUGCUAAGCAGAGUGCUAGACGAGAUGGGGAGCAGACUGUAUCAAGAGCAACCACUACAAGGGAAGCUUCCAAGGCUGGGGGGAAAUAUAUUGAACCGAUUGCAGCACCAAAAGACAGACCUACACAACAACAACAGCAACAGCAGCAGCAACAACGGAACAAUAGCAAAAAAACUAAUCAUGAAUAUAGCAUGCAGCUUUCCACCGGAAAUGACUUUUUGACCGAAUCAAUUCAAAGGGAAAGAGACACACGGUUUCCACACCCCCAUAGGUACCCACGAGCCAGAGAGAGUAACUCAGAGUAUGCAGCCAUACUGGACGACUACGCUGAACUCUACAAGAUACGGAUAACGAUUCCAGAGGAGCAGGUGGCCAUGCUAUCGAGGGAGUUGAAGACCAUCAAAGGGCAGGUGGUUGACAUUCAAAGUCGGCUGGACGACACGUUUGCCAGCGUUCUCAGAUAUAUGGAAGAAGGCAAGCAAGACGUGAGGCAGUUAGUCUCUAGCAUGCAAGGCAUAAGCAGCAACAUGAGUGCGUUUUAUAAAGACGUGGACACGAGGCUGCGAGACGCCAACGAGCAGAUGUCAACUAAACAGCUAUCACUGAAGGCUGGACCAGAACAACAGCACAACGAUACUGCCAUACUAGAGCUAUUUGAUGCCCACUUGAAGACAACCCUGAAAUCAUGCUUACCUGCCUAUCUUCAAUCUUGUCAGACCUAUCCUCCCCUCGAUGGAAAGGUAAAUACCAAUGAGGCAGGGGGCUAUUGUGAGGCAGUCGACCCCAUGGCUGUCAGUGUAAGACAACUUAGAGCGCCUCUGCCACUGACAGACACUAGCUCAGUGGAAGAGAAAUACAAAAUAUUAGAACAAAAAUACAACCGAGCACUUGUAACAAUAAAGGCUAUGCGCCUUACUGCCGGCCUUGACUGUGUUCCCGUGAGCACGGAGGCUGACUAUUUAGAGUUUCUUAGAGAGCUAGAAAGCAGAGCUGGGCCGAUAAAUAGAGAAUUUUCCAAGGGAAGAUACAUGCUGAAAAUUCGAGGGAUAAAUGACGAUACAGACGCAUACGUAGGUAUCCUUGACGUGACAUCCGACGACAAUAUUUUGUUACGGCACAGACAACUCCCAGACACAUUAUCUUCAGACACCAGCGAGCAACUGAAGAAGGACAUGAUUAUGAGGAUAAACGACAUGUCCUACGUGGUGCACGAGAUAUAUGAGUCACUCUUACCACCACCUAGCACAGACAAUGAAUAA
This is a messenger RNA of Giardia duodenalis, 1704 nucleotides long. RefSeq lists its product as uncharacterized. The transcript has a single exon. NCBI's taxonomy places the organism in Eukaryota, Fornicata, Diplomonadida, Hexamitidae. Bases 1 to 1704 code for a protein of 567 amino acids. The record is from RefSeq and is a predicted model, not a curated record.